ACAAAUUUUUGAAGAAAAAGUCGAGAUCGAGGAGCUGCGAGAGCGCUCGUCUCGAGGGCGAUGUCGCGGCGGCGGGCGUUCCUGGCGAGGUGGAGUUCGUCGGCUUCGGCGGCGGCGGCGGAGCUCUUCGGAGAACCGAGGAUCGCUGUCGUGGCUGGAGAUGGUGAGGAGGAGGAAGGAGAGGAAAGGUGGGCGAGGUUGCUGCCGGAGUUGUUGGGGGAGAUCGUGAAGAGAUUGGAAGCGAGUGAGGAGCGUUGGCCGGCUCGGAGGAGCGUUGUGGCUUUCGGCUGCGUUUGUCGUAGGUGGCGGGAGGUCGUCGCCGGAGUUGUCCGGCCGCCGCUUGAUUCCGGGAUGAUUACUUUUCCGUCUUCUCUCAAGCAGCCGGGUCCGAGAGAUGCACCAAUUCAGUGCUUCAUCAAGAGGAACAAGAAGAACUCGACGUUCUAUCUUUAUCUCAGCUUGACACCAAGACUUCCUUUCUUUGGAUAUUCACAAUCUAUAGAUUUUAUGCUGUUGGGAGCUUUCAUGGACAAAGGGAAGUUCCUCUUAGCAGCUCGAAAGUUUAGGCAUGGUGCACACACAGAAUUUAUCCUGUCUCUUGAUGCUGAUGACCUAACCCAAGGAAGUAAUGCUUAUGUUGGAAAGUUGAGAUCCGACUUCCUAGGCACAAACUUCACAAUUUACGACAGCCGACCACCUUAUGAUGGAGCUAAAGCAUCCAGCCGACGGGCAAGUCGUCGCUUUGCCAGCAAGCAAAUCAGCCCACAGGUUCCAGCUGGGAAUUUUGAGAUCGGGCAGGUGUCUUACAAAUUCAACCUUCUUAAAUCAAGAGGACCAAGAAGGAUGGUGUGCUCAAUCCACUGUCCUCCAGCCCAAGAGGCCACCACAGAGUUGCAGAAACCAAAGGCACAGAAUUAUGUUAUUCUGAAGAACAAGGCUCCCCGGUGGCACGAGCAUUUGCAAUGCUGGUGUUUGAAUUUCCAUGGGCGGGUAACUGUGGCCUCCGUCAAAAACUUUCAACUAGUUGCUACUGCAGAUCCUAGCCAGCCCGGUGGCAUUGGCGAUGAAGAGAUGGUGCUGCUUCAGUUCGGGAAGGUAGGUGAUGACUUGUUCACUAUGGAUUAUCGGCAGCCCCUGUCGGCAUUUCAAGCCUUUGCCAUCUGCCUUACCAGCUUUGGUACCAAGUUUGCUUGUGAAUAAUGUAAACCUGAAUGCUGUUGGUGAACCCUCUCAUAUGCAAAGGUGUGCUGUUCGUCUGGCAUGUCAUUAUUUUCUUUCUUGUUUUUGCUUGUUGUAAUCCUUGUUAAGACUUGUUUCAGCUGAAGGUGGUAUUCUUGCUAAUUCAACUUAGUUCUUAACUUGUGAUUUAUGUUAACAGAUUAUUAAUA
Molecule: messenger RNA, 1388 nt
Organism: Dioscorea cayenensis subsp. rotundata (Guinea yam)
Lineage: Eukaryota; Viridiplantae; Streptophyta; Magnoliopsida; Dioscoreales; Dioscoreaceae
Product: tubby-like F-box protein 1
Exons: 5
Coding region: 61-1200 (379 amino acids)
Source: RefSeq, a predicted model, not a curated record